Molecule: messenger RNA, 2266 nt
Organism: Drosophila mojavensis
Lineage: Eukaryota; Metazoa; Arthropoda; Insecta; Diptera; Drosophilidae
Gene: resilin
Product: pro-resilin
Exons: 3
Coding region: 101-1870 (589 amino acids)
Biological process (GO): positive regulation of transcription by RNA polymerase II
Cellular component (GO): RNA polymerase II transcription regulator complex; extracellular matrix
Molecular function (GO): transcription coactivator activity
Source: RefSeq, a predicted model, not a curated record
CACAUCGAGAUCAGUCAGAAUUCGGCGCUGCUUCGUGGCGCAGAGAAGUCAACCACCAAGCUCCCAGCAGCAACCGCAAGCACAAGCACUCAGUCGGAAUAUGUUCAAGUUAUUUGGUAUAAUGCUGUUGACAGCAACUGUGCUGGCACGCCCCGAGCCACCAGUGAACUCUUACUUGCCUCCCUCGCCCGGCGAUAGCUACGGCGCACCGGGUCAGGGGCAGGGCCAGGGACAGGGUGGCUUCGGCGGAAGACCGUCGGACAGCUAUGGUGCUCCAGGCGCAGGCAAUGGCAAUGGAGGCGGACGGCCAUCGAGCAGCUAUGGUGCACCGGGUCAGGGACAGGGCAGGCCCUCGGAUUCUUAUGGCGCUCCUGGCGCAGGCAACGGCAAUGGAGGCGGACGUCCUUCGAGCAGCUACGGCGCACCUGGUCAGGGACAGGGCGGCUUAGGCGGACGCCCGUCGAGCAGUUAUGGAGCACCGGGUUCUGGAAAUGGCAACGGCAAUGGACGCCCGUCAAGCAGCUAUGGUGCUCCUGGCCAGGGACAAGGUGGCAAGCCAUCUGAUUCCUAUGGUGCUCCUGGAUUGGGCAACGGCAACGGUAAUGGUAAUGGACGUCCUUCAAGCAGCUACGGCGCUCCUGGUCAGGGUCAGGGUAGUUUCGGUGGCAAACCCUCUGAUACAUACGGCGCUCCUGGCGCAGGCAAUGCCAAUGGUAACGGACGGCCCUCAAGCAGCUAUGGCGCUCCUGGUCAAGGCCAAGGCGGAUUCGGUGGCAAACCCUCGGACUCGUACGGUGCUCCAGGUGCUGGCAAUGGCAAUGGUGGUGGUCGUCCAUCGAGCAGCUACGGCGCACCAGGCCAGGGUCAAGGACAGGGCGGUUUCGGUGGCAGACCCUCCGAUUCAUAUGGUCCGCCGGCAUCGGGAGCUGGCUCAGCCGGUGCUGGUGGUCCCGGUGGUGCAGGUGGUGACUACGACAACGAUGAGCCCGCUAAAUACGAAUUUAAUUACCAAGUUGAGGACCCUCCAAGUGGUCUCUCCUUUGGUCACUCAGAGAUGCGCGACGGUGACUUCACCACCGGCCAGUACAAUGUUCUGUUGCCCGAUGGAAGGAAGCAAAUCGUUGAAUACGAGGCGGACCAGCAGGGCUAUCGUCCACAGAUUCGGUAUGAAGGUGAUGCCAAUGGUGGUGCUGGCGGUGCUGGCGGUCCAGGUGGUCAGGACUUGGGUCAAAAUGGUUACUCUAGCGGUCGUCCAGGUGGCCAGGAUCUUGGACAGGGUGGUUACUCCGGCGGUCGUCCCGGCGGCCAGGAUUUGGGCCAGAAUGGUUAUUCCGGUGGUCGUCCCGGCGGUCAGGAUUUGGGUCAGAAUGGCUACUCCGGUGGUCGUCCCGGUGGCCAGGAUUUGGGCCAGAAUGGUUACUCCGGUGGCCGUCCCGGUGGCCAAGACUUGGGCCAGAAUGGCUAUUCCAGCGGUCGUCCCGGUGGUCAGGAUUUGGGUCAAAAUGGUUAUUCUGGCGGUCGUCCCGGCGGCCAAGACUUGGGCCAGAAUGGCUACUCCGGUGGUCGCCCAGGCGGUCAGGAUUUGGGUCAGAAUGGUUAUUCGAGCGGACGUCCAGGCGGUAAUGGUGGCUCCGACGGCGGCCGCGUAAUAAUCGGCGGACGUGUGAUUGGUCAAGACGCUGGCGAUGGCCAGGGAUACUCGAGUGGUCGGCCCAAUGGUCAGGAUGGCGGCUUCGGGCAGGACAACGUCGAUGGUCGGGGUUACUCUAGUGGCAAGCCAGGCCAGGGACGCAAUGGCAAUGGCAAUGGCAGCAGUUUCGGACCCGGUGGUCAAAACGGCGACAACGAUGGCAGCGGCUACAGAUACUAGACGAGACAAGUGAACACCGAACCAGACAAGACACACACUAGCUAGCUAUUUCAGACGAGUUAUGGAAAGACGUAGAUCAAUAUCUAGAACUUAAGCGACACCUUAGAACUAUGAACUAGUUACCAUUACCAUUACCAAUAGCCGUCAAACGGACACAUCCGAUCUAUCGCCCCGCACUCUGCUCUAUACAAAUCUCACGCUAUCUCAGACUAUCUUUCUCGUCCCAUCUUCAAUUUCACUUAGGCUAAGUUCAACUUGUAGUUGCAUAUGAGAAAAAAUAUUUCGCUUAAGCGAAUGAGAACAAAAAAAUAGGAGGAGGAAGAUGAUAUAUAAAUCAAGUUUAGCAUAAGCAUUGUUUGUCAAUAAGUAUGUGACGUAAUAAAGACAUAUUUUUAU